This is a messenger RNA of Microdochium trichocladiopsis, 1827 nucleotides long. RefSeq lists its product as uncharacterized. Gene Ontology annotation, molecular function: N,N-dimethylaniline monooxygenase activity; NADP binding; flavin adenine dinucleotide binding. Bases 1 to 1827 code for a protein of 608 amino acids. The record is from RefSeq and is a predicted model, not a curated record. NCBI's taxonomy places the organism in Eukaryota, Fungi, Ascomycota, Sordariomycetes, Xylariales, Microdochiaceae. The transcript is spliced from 4 exons.
AUGACACCAAUACCGCCUCCUGAACUUCCCGAGAUACCACACAUUGACGUCCGCCCGCAAAAUGGUGCUGCUUCCCACGAAACGAGCGGCAUCCACAUCGACAUAAACAGCGACAGCGUCGACGAUCCAUUCCGCCUGGCGAGCGAGUAUGCCUAUACACCGCGCAAGAUCAAAGUCUUUACCAUUGGCGCGGGCUUUUCUGGCCUGCUGAUGGCGCACAAGUUCCAGCAUCGCUUCCCAGACCUUCGGGAUAUUGUCGAGCACACCAUCUUCGAGGCCCGCGACGACAUUGGCGGCACCUGGCUGGUGAACGAUUACCCAGGCGUCCAGUGCGAUGUCCCGGCGCACAUCUACGCUUUCCCAUUUGAUCCCAACCCGGACUGGGCGCGAUUUUAUGCCAGUGGCGCCGACAUCCUUGCAUACAUGAAGGCCACGGUCAAGAAGUGGAAUCUCGAUCGCGAUCUCCAACUGAGCACAAAGGUUGUCGAGGCCCGGUGGCUAGAAGAGACGGGCCAGUGGAGAGUGACGGUCGAGCACAAGGGUGAACGGCGAGACGAGUACUGCCACGUCCUCAUUUCAGCACAAGGUGUAUUAGUACACGAGAGCUGGCCUUCGAUACCAGGACUCCGCGACUUCAAGGGCCACAUCACGCACUCGGCCGCAUGGGACCACAACUACGACUACUCGGGCAAGCGGAUCGCAGUGAUCGGCAACGGAUCUUCGGGGAUUCAGAUUGUGCCGCAGAUGGCCAAGCUGCCGGGGACGGACGUGAAGAACUUCAUCCGGGGCCCGGCAUGGGUGUACUACCGGGCGCCGCCAUCCAAGCACCUGGGCCGUGAGAGCGACGACUUGAACCCGGCAUACACGGCCGAGGAGCGGGAGAGGUUCAAAGCCAGCCCAGAGGCGCAUCUAGCGCACCGCAAGGGCAUCGUGACGCGCACCAACAAAUCGUUCUACAUCUUCCGCAAGGGCGAGACCAACCGCGAGGGCAUGCGCCUUGCCUCUGAGCAGAUGGCCGCCAAGCUCAACCACGACCCGGAACUGUGCGAGAUGCUGAUCCCGAAGUGGGAUCUCGGCUGUCGCCGUAUCACACCCGGCCCGGGCUAUCUCGAGUCGUUCCUCCGUCCGAACUGCCAUCUCACAAACAGCGCCAUCACAAGCGUCAGUGACCACGCCGUCCAUACGGCAGACGGCAAGACCUAUGAAUGCGACGUCAUCGUCUGUGCCACCGGCUUCGACGUCUCGCACCGCCCCCGGUACCCCCUGAUCGGCCAAGGCGGCGUGGACCUGGCGACGCGCUGGCUGGACGACCCAGAGUCGUACAUCUCGGUUGCGACGCCCGACUUCCCCAACUACUUCAUGAUGAUGGGGCCCAACUGCCUGGGCGGGCACGGCUCGCUGGUCGAGUCGCUCAACUGGACGGGCGACUACUUUGCCAAGUGGAUCCGCAAGAUGGCGACCGAGGACAUCAAGCACGUGUCCCCGAAACGCAGCGUCGUCGACGCCUUCAUCCGUUACUCGGACCAGGUCCACCAGACGCUCGUGUGGACCUCGAGCUGCAGCUCGUGGUACAAGCGCGGGCGGUCCGACGGCCGCGUGACGGCCCUCUUUGGCGGCAGCGCGCACCUGUUCCAGCGCAUGCUCUCAGAGAUCCGAGGCGAGGACUUUGAUAUCACGUACAACACGGCCAACCCGAUGAGGUUCAUGGGCAACGGCUUCACCGCGUUCGAGAUGGACCAGGACAGCGACCUGUCGUGGUAUGUCGAGCUUGCGGACAAGGCGCCGCAGGAGGAAGGUGGGAAGAAGAAGGAGAAGGUGGUGGCGUAA